This is a messenger RNA of Diabrotica balteata, 5446 nucleotides long. Lineage: Eukaryota; Metazoa; Arthropoda; Insecta; Coleoptera; Chrysomelidae. The record is from the annotation of a GenBank genome assembly.
ACUUAGCAGUGUUUCACAAAGUUUGCUUAUUUAUUUGAUCAAUCAAAUUUAUAUUAAAAUCCCAACAACGUACGACAUAGUCUCGAGUCUCUAUGAUGAUAUGGAGGUAGACGAAAAUCGAUGCUUAGAAUGAGCCCAGCUAAAACAGAAACAAGAAGAGGAUGCGUCCGACCACCACAUUUCGAUAUAUUAUGGCUUCCGAAAGCGGCUAUAAAGUCGAUGGAGGGCGAUUCUUCAGACUGCGUCUUAGUGGUCGGAGUAUCUCGACCGAAAAUGGCUCUCGCAAUACUCACCAUUAUGCUGAUCUCACUCUUCUUCACCUUUCAUUUGAUAUACGACAGUGCCCUUAACAGUCUACAAACAAAACAAGUCGAGCAUUCGAGGCCUCCAGUUCUUUUACUUUCCAGACGGCUAUAUCCAGCUGCAGCCAGAAGGCUACCGCAGGCAAUUAUCAUGGGUGUACGAAAAUGUGGCACAAGAGCACUUCUAGAAAUGCUUUACCUACAUCCUAUGAUCCAAAAAGCGGCGGGAGAAAUACAUUUCUUUGACAGGGAUGAAAACUACUUCAAAGGUCUGGAAUGGUACCGAAUGCAGAUGCCUCAUUCUUAUCCUGGACAAAUUACUAUCGAGAAGAGUCCAAGUUAUUUUGUUACACCAGAGGUCCCCGAACGCAUCCGAGCCAUGAACUCUAGUAUAAAACUUCUUCUGAUUGUUCGAGAACCGGUCACCAGAGCUAUCUCCGACUAUACUCAACUCCGGGCAAAUGCGGCCACCGCAUCUCCAUCUUUACCGAACCAACCAGCGAAGUCGUUCGAGCAAAUGGCACUUUUUGCGAACGGAUCCAUCAAUGAAUCAUACAGACCAUUGACGAUUUCCAUCUACCACAACUACAUUCACAGAUGGCUGGAGGCGUUUUCCAGAGACCAACUGCUCAUCGUCAAUGGAGAUUUGUUGAUUGAAGAUCCCGUGAGCCAGAUUCAGAAGAUAGAAAGAUUUUUGGGACUUGAACCGAGGAUAGGCACACAUAAUUUUUAUUUUAAUGAGACAAAGGGAUUUUAUUGUCUAAGAAAUGAAACUUCUGACAGAUGUCUAAGGGAAACUAAGGGAAGGAAACACCCAAGAGUCGACCCCGAGGUAAUAUCACGACUCAGAAAGUACUUUGGGGAACACAAUCAGAAAUUCUACGAACUGAUUGGUGAAGACCUUGGAUGGCCUGAAGAAUAAUGUUUCGUCUACCUUUAGAUUAGUUAAAUUCAUUAAAUCAAUUUCGAAGGUAAAUAUUUAAAACAUACUUUAUUUCAUUAGUUUUUUUGUCAACAAAUUUGUAAAAAAUAUUUUUAACCGCGUGACAAAAGGGAUUUGUAAAUGAAAAGUUUAUGGACGUAAGAUUUUUAAUAUUAAGUUUUAAUCAUUUACCUUCUUUAUGUUUUUGAUUUAAGGCAUAUAUUAGCCGGGUGUCUUUUUUGCUAUUAUUUGAGUGUUUAUCAUUGAUUAUAGAAAUGCAAAACAGAAUCAUAAGAAUGUAUAACAAAAAUGGAAUACAAAAGCGGAAGCCUAAUCGAGGCAGUUUUCACCUUUAUUUAAUACUUUUUUAUUGUUUACUGUAGUCCUGGCAAAACGUGUCGCCAAAAUUCAUAUAUAAUACAAUAGUUACACAACACUAUUAACCAAUAACUACAAAUAAUUGUGCAGCACAUCAAGCUAUGCCAUAUACUGUACAAUUGCUGUACAAUAAUUGUAAAUUUGUAUUUCAAUUAUCUUGAGAUUAUAAUAGCAGGCAAGCCUAUGAUAUUUUGCAUUAAAAUAAUUCAAUGAAAAAUACUGAAAAAAUAAACACUUGCUUUGGUUAUAAAGAUUUGAUCAUUGAACAUUUUUGAAAAUUGGCAACUUUACUAUUGUUUAAUUCCCUGUGCUCAAUUAUUAUAAAUUGGAGAUUUACAGAGUGUCGUAGGAAAGCCGCAAUAAUUUUUUAAUAGUAAAGUGAACACUUAUGGUUUUAUCAAAAAAUUAAUUUUACACAGCAUACCUUGUUAACAGAAAUAGAAAAGUAUUUUUAUAUAAGAUUUUACAAUAAAAUAUACACGUUUUGUUAUUAAGAAAUCGUGCUUUAUCUUCUUUACAUUUGAUAGUUUGAAUAUUAGCUUAAGUUUUGCCUACGUUUUUAAAAGAUAACGCUAAGAUUCUGCUUGCGACUCUCUUAUCCGCCUAAGAAUGCCCAUUCCUGCAUGGUGUAUUUGUUGUUCUUUUAACAGAUCAACAUAUUUGGUAUAAAUCGUAUUAGUUUAGAACUAUUUACACUACUUACUUCCUUUUAUUUCAUAGAUUUUACGUUUCUCCAUAAAACUUUACUUCACGCAUCCUCCACAUUUUUCAUAAUGAAUUCUAACUGUUAAAAACAUAUUUUUCAAGAGCUUACCUCUACUAAUAUGUUUUGGAUUAAUUAUUUUUCAGUGUUUCUCAUUAUCAACUUUUUAAUCCCUAACUAUCAAAAAACAAGCAAGAUAAAUAUUGACGAAUAUUGAACAAAACUUCAAGCAUAACCUCAAAUGAGAGUCCCAAUAAAUAUUGUUAAAAUGUAAAAUCUAGUUUUGUCUAUAACCAUUUAUUAAUAAGAUGAAAUCUGGUCUGCACCAAUAUCUACGUAAUAUUUGUGGCUCUAGUAUAAGAAAAAAAAUGCUAUGGGCUCAAAAAAAGGGCUCAAUUUACAAAGAGAAACGCGAAAAUUUUAUAAAAAUGUGAACCACAACAAAAAAGAAUUUAAACCUAGAUUAACCAUAAAAUAAGUAAGGAAGCCCAAAUUAUCAAUGACAUAAAUGAUCACAAUGGAGACGUACACGAUGAGAGGGAAAAAAAUAAUAGACCAACAGAAGAAGAAGUGUCCAAGGCAAUAAAAAGGUUAAAAAACAACAAGUCCCCUGAAGAAGAUGGUAUACCCCCUGAGCUGUUCAAGUAUAGAGCAAACGCGCUAAAAAAUACAUAAUAAAACUUCAUCCAUUUGGAGAGAAGGAAAACUCCCAGGAGUUUUGGAGUUGGAAAGUUGGAAUGUAGUUCACAAGAAAGCGGAUCCGCUAAUAUGUGACAAUUAUCUUAUAUAUAAAUAUAUAUAUAUAUAUAUAUAUAUACUGGCUUAUAUACUUACUUUAUUAUCGUUUACUAGUAUAUACUGAGGAAAAAUAGGCAAAUACCAAUAUGGAUUCCGAAAAGAAAGGUCAACAAUUGAUCAGAUUUUCCUUCUCAGACAAACCUUAGAAAAGACAUAUGAAUAUGGAAUUGAUACCCACCACCUCUUCAUAUAUUUUAAAAGCGCUUGCUUAUGACAGUGUAGACAGAAGCGCACUUUAUAACGCCAUGGUAGAACUAGAUAUUCCGUCACAUCUAAUAACAACGGUAAAGGCAACUCGUUUGAAAGUUGAGUGCAAAGUCAAGAUACAAAACAGAGUGUCAAGGUCUUUAAAACAGAUACUGAUUACGCCAGUAAUCCAGUUAUCCAGUAUGUAAUAACGGAUAUAGUCUAUCGUGCCUACUGUUUAACAUCGCGCGAGAAAGAGCCAUAGAGACAUAGGGCAUAACAACCAGAGGUACGAUCAUUAAUAGAAGUGUACAGAUAUUGGCCUACGCAGAUGACAUUGGCAUAGUAACACACAAAGAGAGACCUGAUACAGGCUUUUGAAAUAUUAUAAAAAGCCUCGAAGACAAUGGGACUGCAGAUCAAUGUAUUCAAAACAAAAUACAUGAAGGGCACGAACAGCACAAAAAUAGCGGCACCACAAGAUCUGGUGACAGAAGCACACACAUUCGAGGGGGUCUCGGCGUUUAUAUAUCUUGGAACACAACUAAAUAAUAGCAACCUAGUAAGCGUAGAAAUUAAAAGAAGAAUAUACCUAUAGAACAGAGCUUAUUUUGAAAUAAAGCAGUUCUUAACAUCACACAUAAUUAGCAGAAAAACCAAGAUAUCAAGAAAGGAAAAUACUUAAGUACAUAUACGAAGGAAUACAAGAAAGCGGGAUAUCGCGCAGGCGCUACAAUUUUGAGUUGUAUCAAUACUAUGAAAAAUGCAACAUCGUCCGGUUUAUUAAAAUUAAUGUCUAAGGUGGCUAGGACACCUUAAAAGAAUGGACACUGAAGACCCAAAAAGACAGAUAUUAUAUCAAGAGCCAGUAGGAACUAGGAAGAGAGACAGGCCAAGAUCUAUAUUUAAAAUUAAAGUAAAGAUGACUUGAGGAAUCUAGGGGUCAGAAAUUGGAAAGCCAGGGCGAAAUAAAGGGAGGAAUGGAGACUAAUUCUUGAACAGACCAAAACCCACCCAGGGUUGUAGAGCCAAAGAUAAUGAUGAUGGUGAUGACUGAAAUCAAAAGGCAGAAUUGAGGAUCCCCAACAGUCUAUAUACACAAGUAGAAUCACAACCAACAAUAUAUUAAAGUUACAACUCUGGUGCUCCAAUUCUUAAUGUCCUCGUAAGCAUCAGUUCAUGUUUAUACAAUCAAAUGUUUGUACAGUCUUUAUAUUGAAAAUGAUAGAUGCAUUAAUGUCACUUACUGACAUUAAUUUGGUAAUUGGCAGGAUUGCAUUAUUUUAAAAGUAAAUUCUUGAUAGCUCGGCGUAAGAAAAGUGCUCCAUGUAUGCUCAACUACUAAUUAAAAAUUUUAGCAAUUUAUACAAAAUUAUUCAAAAAAUUAAUCAUAUAGUCAGCAAUGCAUUUGUUUAGUUUAAUAAAUAAAUAUAUUUUUGAAACAUAUUAUCUUAAAUUGUCUAUGCUGGGUACUUCGCUAAAAUACAUUAUGAAUAAUUUAAAAGUUUGUACCAGUAUAAAGACAUUCUCUUAAUGUUAAUAAAGGCUCCAUCGACACUCUGUAGAUCAUUUAUUUUCAUUUGCUUCAGAACUGAAGGUCACUUUAUUAUAGUACAGAAUUGGCACAACGUAGAUGUAAAACACACUGUGAUAACAUCCACAUAUCAUAGAGCGAUAUUUAUCAAAAACUCUCGUUGUUUUGGAGCAAAUGACUUUUGAAAAGUGAAAAAUUAUUAACUUAUACAUAUCAUCAAAUGGAUAAAAAAUACGAAUUAUAUUUAAGAUUAUUUCUAUUACUUAAUGGAAAUAAAAUGUCAUAUUCGUGGACCCGGUUUUUGAGUUGGAUCAUAUUGAUCAGUGCCUUAUUUGAUUUUAAUUUUUUGUAGUCCACAUUGGAACUAAAGUGAAGGAUAUUUUUUUAUUCACGAAUAGUAUACGUAUUAAUAUUUAUUUUAAAAUUGUUAAAUAUUACUCAAUAAUUGUAGAAUAUGGUGUUUAUUAUGGUGCUUUAAUGUCUAAGGUACUUUAAGAUUAUAUAUUUGUAUCACACCAUCUGCCGCAUAAGAUUCUUUUCAUCGCUGUACUCUUUUUUCAUAAUCGCAGAUUGUUGUAUAAUAAUUAUUUUUAUAUGUACCAUAAAUAUAUUUUUUACGAUCC